This is a messenger RNA of Diplodia corticola, 1623 nucleotides long. RefSeq names its product benzoate 4-monooxygenase cytochrome. NCBI's taxonomy places the organism in Eukaryota, Fungi, Ascomycota, Dothideomycetes, Botryosphaeriales, Botryosphaeriaceae. Gene Ontology annotation, molecular function: iron ion binding; oxidoreductase activity, acting on paired donors, with incorporation or reduction of molecular oxygen; monooxygenase activity. The record is from RefSeq and is a predicted model, not a curated record. The transcript is spliced from 4 exons. Bases 1 to 1623 code for a protein of 540 amino acids.
AUGCAUUCAUUCUUCCUCGAUCUUGCCUCACUUGCGCCUUGCCGUGUGGUUUCUCUCGUCUUGCUGGCUUUUGCCAUCUAUGUCUUUGGCUACAUCAUAUACCAGCGCUUUUUCCAUCCUCUAGCCGGAUUCCCCGGGCCCUUCCUGGCCAGCGUCACCGACCUAUGGCAGGCCUACCAGUUCCUCACUCUCAAGCAGCCGUACCACCUGACCGAUUUGCAUGCGAAGUAUGGUCCUUUCGUGCGCUACGGCCCAGACAAGCUCAGCGUUACUACUGAAGACGCAGUCUCUGUCAUCUAUCAGAAGGGUGGGAGAUCCAUGCCAAAGACGGAGUUCUACGAUGCCUAUGGAGCAGCACAUCCCAACGUGUUUGGCAUGCGGGACGAAGCGGCGCAUUCGAUCCGCAGACGCCACAUGUCUCACAGUUUUUCCAUAUCCUCGGUCAAAGAGAUGGAAGCAAUCUUGGACUCGAAUGUGCAGACACUGAAGGAAAAGGUGGCAGGCUUCUGCGACAGGGAAGAAGCCUUCGAUCUGAAGAAAGUCCUGCACUACUACACCAUCGACGUGCUGGGCGAGCUGGCAUUCAGUCAGUCUUUCGGUGUGCAAGUGGCAGACGACGAGACGCUUGUACCGCCAGUCAAAGAACAUAGCCUCCUUGCUGCUGUCACUGGAGCAUGGCCACUCAUGACAAUGCGGUUGAAGAGAUGGCUGCCGAAGGUGCCAAGCGAGCGGCUGCAGCGAUUGUUCAGAGGACGCGCCGCGUGUGCUCAACUGGCAUCACGCUGCGUACAGCGAAGACUCGACGCCCUGAAAGCCAACCCAGACCUUGCAACCACCGGCCAGAGGAAGGACAUCCUGACCAACCUGAUCCUCGCCAAACACCCCGACACGGGUGAACGACUGACCCAGACAGACCUAGAAACCGAGGCCUUCGGCUUCAUCAUCGCCGGCACCCACACCACCAGCGCAACAACCGCCCUCCUCUUCCACCACCUCCUCCACAACCCACCCCACCUCUCCCAAUGCGUCGCCGAAAUCGACGCCAACCUGCCCCCUCUCCCGCCCUCCGCCGCCACCUCCCACCCCAUCUCCCUCCUCGAGUCCUCCCUCCCCCACCUCCGCCUCUGCAUCCGCGAAAACUUCCGCAUCACCCCCGUCUUCACCAUGCCGCUAGCCCGCCGCGUCACCUCCCCCAGCGGCAUCACGCUCUCCGGCCGACACAUCCCCCGCGGCACCUCCAUCGCCAUCUGCAACCACGCCCUCCACCACACGCCCGCCCUCUGGGGCACUCCCUCCCCCUCCGUCUUCGCCCCCUCCCGGUGGGACGAACCCGCGGUCGCGGCGCGCGCGCGGUCGCUGAUGCAUUUCGGGCAGGGGGCGCGGCAGUGCGUGGGGAAGGCGGUGGCGCAGACGAACGUGUACAAGCUGGCGAGCGGGCUGCUGGCGGACUUUGAGUUCGAGCUGGCGGACGCGGCGGAGCGGGAGGCGGUGGGGAGGGGGGAGUGGGUGGGGAGGAUGCCGCGGAUGGUGAGCGUGGGGGUUGGUGAGAUUGAGGGGGGUGUGUGGGUUAGGGCGAGGAGGAGGGGGAGGAGGGGGACGGGGACGGGGAGGGUGGAGGGGUGA